This is a messenger RNA of Rotaria socialis, 1542 nucleotides long. The record is from the annotation of a GenBank genome assembly. NCBI's taxonomy places the organism in Eukaryota, Metazoa, Rotifera, Eurotatoria, Philodinida, Philodinidae.
AUGCGUUCUGAGCAAAACAAACGUCGAAGUACAUCGACUUUGUUAUAUGAUGACAAUGAAAAGGUUCUAGAUGGAAUGGCAGAUGCACAACCAAUAUUAAAAUAUACAGAUUUUGAUGAUAUUAGCAAACAUCAAUCGUGGUAUCGGCAGAUGCUUGCUAGACAUGUUGUGGGUAUAUGGGUCUUCUUAGGCUUUGUUUGUUUAUAUAUGUUACGUGUUAAUUUAUCAGUAGCUAUUGUUGCUAUGACUAUUCCACAGAGUGAAAAAAACGAAUCUGUAGAAGCCUGCCCAUCGUAUACAAAUGAUUCUGGUGGCACUCCAGCUAAGCAUGAUAAAUUUGACUGGAACCCUCGUACACAAGGUUUUGUCCUUGGUUCGUUUUUUUACGGAUAUACACUUUCACAAUUUAUUGGCGGAGUAUUGGCCGAACGUUAUGGUGCUAAAUGGACUUUCGGUUGUAGUCUUUUAGUAGCCGGUAUUCUUACGCUACUUACACCGAUUGCAGCUAAAACGCACGUUGGUUAUCUCAUCGCUAUUCGGAUUCUCAUUGGUAUAUUUGAAGGACCGGCAUUUCCAAGUGUUGGCGCAUUGUGGGGUCAAUGGGUACCACCUUUAGAACGCAGCACCAUUCCACCGAUUGCACAUGCUGGGAAAGAAGUAGGUGUGAUCAUUACAACUCCAUUAGCAGGUAUUUUAUGUGCGUCAAGUUUUAUGGGUGGUUGGCCAUCAUCAUUUUAUGUUUUCGGCAUUAUUACUUGUGUCUGGUUUGUUUUCUGGUGUUUUUUUGCUUAUAAUACUCCGUCGGAACAUCCAAGAUGUUCUGAAAAAGAACGCACUCAUUUGUUGGCUACUCUUCCUAAACCAAAGAAGUUAAAAACUCCAUGGAUGUCCAUAGCUCGUUCAGUUCCAUUUUGGUCAAUUGCUAUUGCAUCAACUUGUAUUCAAUUUAUUUACUAUGUUCUAUUAACAUCACUGCCUACUUAUUUUGCUACUAUACUAAAAUUUAAUCUGCAAAAUAAUGGUUUCAUGUUUGCUAUUCCUUAUAUAUUCAUAAUGAUUGUUAUUGUUAUAAGUGGUCAAGUGGCUGAUCGUGUUCGACAUCGAAAAAUGAUGUCAACAACGGCUGUACGAAAAGUUCAAACCAUUAUUGGUGGUGUUGGCUCAUCUUUAUUUUUGGUACUUAUCGGUUAUGUUGGUUGUAGUAAAGUGGGAGCUAUGUUUUGUAUUACAUUAUCUGUCGCUUUUAUUGGUUUUCAUUCAAGUGGUUGUCAAAUAUCACAUCUUGAUAUAGCGAGCAAUUAUGCUGGUACUCUUGUUGGUAUUACGAAUACACUGGCUGCAUUACCAGGUAUGGUUGCACCUUAUGUUGUCGGUGCUAUUACUAACAAUAAUCAAACUAUACAUGCUUGGAAAUUAAUUUUUAAUUUAUCAGCUGGUGUUGGUCUAUUCGGUUGUAUCGUUUAUUGUAUAUUUUUUGAUGGUAAUGAACAACCAUGGAAUCAAAGUGGUUACGAAGAAAAUAUACAAACUGAACAAGAAUAA